AUGUCCAUAAAAGUUACAGCUUCAUCUGACCACACCGAGAGUCCUCUUGCUGCUGAGUUUGUUCAAGAAACUCUUAAAGAGCAUUUGAGUAGCAUUGAGGAUGUCAAUGUCUUCACGGGCAAGCUUGCUGAAGCUUUCAGCACGAAGAGCUCAAAGCACAAGUUCCUUAUUCUGGUAACUAGCGUUGCUGCUGGGGAGUCUGUGGAAGCAGACUUGAAAGUCAAGACUUCCGUAGGUGCCAUUUGGGAGCCUAAGAAAGAUGGUUAUUAUAGCUUUGAGGUGAAGGGUGAAGACUCGGGCAAGUACUUGAUCACAGUCUUCUGGAUCAGUGUCGAUUGA
Messenger RNA from Candidozyma haemuli, 339 nucleotides. RefSeq lists its product as uncharacterized. The transcript has a single exon. Lineage: Eukaryota; Fungi; Ascomycota; Pichiomycetes; Serinales; Metschnikowiaceae. The coding region runs from base 1 to 339 and encodes 112 amino acids. The record is from RefSeq and is a predicted model, not a curated record.